GUUUUGCUCAGAACUGUUCAUCUACCAAAGUGGUCCACGCUCCGUCUGCACAGACCGUGACGUUACGCGCUUGAAAGCGCCUUGUUGUUUGGAGCCAGGUAGCAACCACCUGUAAGGAAGUGGUGUCAGUGACAAAAGCACAAAGGAGCCGUGUUGUUGCUUGGUGUUCAUUUGCUAGAUUCAUACUGCUGAGAAAUAAUUUAAAAAGUCAUGAUGCAAGCCAAAUCAAAGUUGCGGUUCUUCUUGGGGCUAAUUGAUUUGGAAGACUUCUUGAAAGAGCCUCCUUUUGGCUUUACAGUGGAAAAACGAGCGUCGGGAUGCAGAUUUGUAAAAUAUGACCCAGAGACCUGCUGUGUGUUUAUUGAAGACGUACAAACUGCGACGGGGAAAGUUGUUUUUCAGCAUUCAGCCGGAAGGGCAGUCAAGGUACGAACGUUGAGAGAUUACACGCAUCUGAGAAAAAGACUGACAUCGAAACUUAUUUUCCUGCUGGUUUCGGCAUGCGAGAACAAUGCAGCAUUGUCUGGGAAGAAGGCAAAAAAGAAGUCAAAAGCAGUACUCAAACAGUUCAUUGUGGUCAUUAAUGGCAGCAACUCGAUCAUCAAGUGGGAGAUGGAAAGAGGGCUUGACCAGACUAUUUCAUCUGUGGCUGGGGAAAGCUACACGGUCAAAAUUGACGUGAAAGAUGCUUUGCAGAGAUGGAUGGACCAGGAGAAGUUUGCCAUCACGCUUGGGCACCAACGUUUUAAACCUGUUUGGAGGGAUACAUGGUUUGUUCUCAAAUACCACUCCGAUGCCCUGUUUGAUUUCCCAUUCUGGUUUGGGUUCAGCAAACGAAAAUUCACAAUCGAUGGAAAGGUUUCUCACCUCACAAUCAAAGACAAACAGGAAAGAUUUGCUGUAGAAGAACUCUUUGAUGCUUGUUUUUGCCCUGCUAGAUAAACAGCUACAGCAAUAGUGAUGUAUGGUUAAGUCUACGAUUUUGGCACUGCCAGUUUUGUACAUUUCAUUGGCGAGGUGCACCAAAAAAACAAGAAUUCACGGAAAGGUAAUGUAGUUUUAGCUACAUCAACAUACACAAGAGCUUUUAAAUAGUACACCAAAACCAAUAAUAUAUAAAGACUUGCUUUUGAUUACUGACAAGUUUAAACGUAACUUUAGAGUACUAAACUUACAGUACAUACUUCAGACUCCCCCCCCAUAAUUAGUGGUCAGAGUCGAGGGUCUCUGACUCGGAAGUCGGAAUUGCAUAUCUACAGUCUUGUGACGUGCGUCUUUUUUGGAAAGGCGUACAGCGUCAACCUUUUCACCUGUCAUUCUAAAAUAUAUCUUACUGUCACAAACACACGCGUCUCUCUAAUUAAUAUAUGAAAUUCUCCCUUUCGGGUUCUCUGUUGGUUGAGAGGAUGGAUGUAACAACAAAGUCGCUUCUGAUUUUUCUUUUUAAUCCUCUUGUAUAAGAAGUACAAACUUGGCACAUCUACUUAAGUCAAUUUAUCCAAUUCCGCAAAUGCAGUCUGUAUUUAAAGUAUGGACAACAGCUGUGACCGCUUCUGUGCAGUCAAAAGGGCUGCGACACAUGAUGCAUCCUUCGUACAGCAAAUAGUGAAGCUACACAGCUACGGAUACUCGCAGAUUUGUAUUUUCAGUGCAAACUAUUCAAAUUCAUGAUUCUCGAUUUCCACGACCUCCGUGAGAUUAUUUAUAGUUGAUGAAAAUGGUGUUUUGGCAUUGUGAUGGUGAACCAUCACUGUACAUUUUCAGUCUGUCUAUAGAGACCUGUAAAUGCUGCAAAUGAAAACUUACCUAUGUGCUUUGGGUUUCACAUACAAUUCAAGAAUUUACAUGACAAAAUAUAAAAAAGAGACACAUGUUUGAUUUAAUUGUAAUAAUGAAUAAACUAUAUUCAAUAAAUUCUAAA
Molecule: messenger RNA, 1921 nt
Organism: Acipenser ruthenus (sterlet)
Lineage: Eukaryota; Metazoa; Chordata; Actinopteri; Acipenseriformes; Acipenseridae
Product: mesenteric estrogen-dependent adipogenesis protein-like
Exons: 5
Coding region: 211-942 (243 amino acids)
Cellular component (GO): cytoplasm
Source: RefSeq, a predicted model, not a curated record